UUUCUGACCUGUAGCAUGCAUGCAUUAUUUUUUUUUAUUUCUACUCGACAGUAUACAAGAUCCAUGUAUUACCAAUACAUCUGCACUAUUCAAUAGGUUGAUAAACAAACACUGAGUGUGUGGUAGCUGUUUGGCUCAAAUGCCGGUCCUAUACUGUACAUAGAACUAUAUUAGUUCUGGGACGCUCCUCCGCUUGUGGUGACAAUCUUAACGAUGCAUGAUGUGGCACGCUCUCACGUUCCUGCGCUGUCCGAGCCUGAGGCCUGAGGAAUUCAAAUCUCUCUGUAAAACCAUUUCAGUGAAGUUUCCGCUGUCUGUGUAUAAAAGAGCAAAGUAAUCACUGUUAUUUUAAUAACAAAAACCGUCAUCCAGCCCUCUCCUUCGAAGUACAACAAUGAAGUUCAUCUCACUCACCAUGAUGAUUAUAUCUGCCAUAAUGCCAGUACUUGGCGCAGUUACAGUAGCAAAAGUAACCCCCGACGGCAUGCCAUGCGACAAGCCAGGACAGUACGAGUGCGGACUCCUCGCGGGUUAUAACAACGGCAAUGCGUUUCUGUACGAGUGCGAGGACGACUUCAAGAUUCACGAUUUAAUUGAUGAUUGCUCCUGUCCGACUUGCUGUAGCGUCACGAACGGAGGUCUUGUGUUGUACAAAAUUCAGUACUAUAUGGUCAACUAUGUUGUUCGAGCUAACGGGUCUUAA
Messenger RNA from Suillus bovinus, 703 nucleotides. RefSeq lists its product as uncharacterized. Bases 395 to 703 code for a protein of 102 amino acids. The record is from RefSeq and is a predicted model, not a curated record. The transcript has 3 exons. NCBI's taxonomy places the organism in Eukaryota, Fungi, Basidiomycota, Agaricomycetes, Boletales, Suillaceae.